This is a messenger RNA of Plectropomus leopardus (leopard coralgrouper), 3196 nucleotides long. It is a transcript of the gene sart3, whose product is annotated as spliceosome associated factor 3, U4/U6 recycling protein. Gene Ontology annotation, biological process: RNA processing. Gene Ontology annotation, molecular function: RNA binding; protein binding. NCBI's taxonomy places the organism in Eukaryota, Metazoa, Chordata, Actinopteri, Perciformes, Serranidae. The record is from RefSeq and is a predicted model, not a curated record.
GGGUUGUUACCAGGCAGACAGCGUUUCCAACAUGGCAGCGUCAAGCAGCGCAGAGCAAACGCAGUUGCAAGACAUGGAGGAGGAAGAUGCAGGGAUGGAGGAGAGGGAGAUGGAAUCGGAAGAAGAGGAGGAGGAGGGCAUGGGAGUAGAAAAUUCAGACGAGGAAGAGGACGAUUCGUCGGAGGACGAGAAAGAAAACGAAGCCGAGAUCCAGCGGCUGGAGGAGCAGCUGUCAAUCAAUGCUUUCGACUACAACUGCCAUGUGGAUCUUAUCAAACUACUGAAGCAGGAGGGAGAACUUUUCCGUCUGCGAAAGGCAAGGCAGAAGAUGAGUGAGCUUUUCCCGCUCACUGAAGAGAUCUGGUUAGAUUGGCUCAAGGAUGAGAUCCGUCUGACUGAGGAGGAACCAAACCGAGAGAAAGUCUAUGAACUUUUUGAGAGAGCUGUGAAAGACUACAUAUGUCCAGAUAUCUGGCUUGAGUAUGCUCAGUAUUCAAUUGGUGGCAUGGGCUCACCAGGCGGGAUAGACAAGGUGAGAUCCAUCUUUGAGAGAGCUGUGACGGCUGUGGGGCUUCACAUGACCAAGGGACAGGCGGUGUGGGAGGCGUACAGAGAGUUUGAGAACGCCAUUCUGUCCACAGUGCAGCCUCCCCCUGGCAGGGUUCCCAGCCGUGAGGAGCAGGAGCUGCUGAAAACUCAGCUCGAGCGUAUCCAUACACUGUUUCGCCGCCAGCUGGCCAUCCCCUUAAUGGACAUGGAGGCCACCUAUGCAGAGUAUGAGGAGUGGUCUGAACAUGGGGUGGCUGAGACGGUCGUACAUCAGUACAAAAAGGCUGUGCAGCAGAUGGAGAAGUGCAAAUCUUUUGAAGAAUCUCUGAUCGUAGCAGAACCUCCUAAGCUGGCAGAGUAUCAGUCCUACAUCGACUUUGAACUAAAGGAGGGCGACCCAGCACGGAUCCAGAUCAUCUUUGAGAGGACCCUGGCAGAGAACUGCCUGGUACCAGACAUGUGGGCGAAAUACAACACCUAUCUUGAUCGUCAGCUGAAGAUCAAAGACUUGGUUCUCUCCUCUCAUGAACGCGCCGUCAGGAACUGCCCAUGGACCAUGGGUCUGUGGAAGAGCUACCUUCUCGCCCUGGAGAGACACGGAGCCGACCAUCAGACUGUCUCAGAUGUUUUUGAAAAGGCGCUGAAUGCAGGUUUCAUUCAAGCAACAGAUUAUGUUGAAAUUUGGCAGGCGUACCUCGACUACCUGAGGAGACGAGUGGAUUUCAGCAAAGAAUCAAGUAAAGAGUUGGAGGAGCUACGAGGAGCUUUCUCUCGGUCUCUCGACUACAUGAAACAAGAUGUUGAAGAAAGAUUUGGUGAAAGUGGAGAUCCAUCUUGUAUUAUAAUGCAGAUCUGGGCAAGGAUAGAGGCCCUCCACUGCAAGAACAUCCAAAAAGCCAGAGAGCUGUGGGACAGUAUCAUGACAAAAGGGAACGCAAAAUAUGCCAACAUGUGGCUGGAGUACUAUAACCUUGAAAGAUCUUAUGGAGACCCCGUUCACUGCCGGAAAGCUCUCCACAGAGCAGUUCAGUGCACCUCAGACUACCCUGAGCAUGUGAGUGAAGUCCUGCUCACGUUCGAGAGGGUGGAAGGCUCUUUGGAGGACUGGGACGUGGCAGUGCAGAAGACAGAGACCCGGCUGAACAGGAUUAAUGAGCAGCGAGCUAAGGUGGCUGAGAAAGAAGCCAACCUGGCUCGGCAGGAGGAGGAGAGAGCUGAUCAGCGGCGUAAGGCCAAAGCAGAGAAGAAGGCUCAGAAGAAGAUCCACAAGGGAGCUCGAGCGGGAGAGAAGAGGAGAGCAGAGCAGGAUGAUUAUAAUGAUGAGUGGAAUGAUGACUCAGAACAAGCUCCCAAAAGGCACAGAGGAAACGGGGACCAGACCACAGAGGAGUACAUGGAGACAGAGACAGGACUCUUUGGGAGGAACGCUCCCCCUGGCUAUAAGCCCGCUCCAGCUGGUAAUAAAAGAGCCCAGCAGGAAGCUGCGGCCGCUGCCCAGAGGCAGAACGAUGACAAGCCUGAGCUCCGCAAUGAUAACAGCAGCGUUUUCAUCAGCAACUUGGCGUACACCCUGCAAGAGCCAGAGGCGAAGCUCAGGACGCUGUUUGAGAGCUGCGGUCCCAUCAAACAGAUUCGCCCUGUCUUCGGCAACAAAGGGACCUUCAAAGGCUACUGCUAUGUACAGUUUGAAUCCCCGGUGUCGGUCCCUGAGGCCCUGAAGCUGGACAGACAGGAAGUGGAGGGCAGGCCCAUGUUUGUGUCACCUUGUGUAGACAAAAACAAAAAUCCUGACUUUAAGGUUUUUAAAUACAACACAUCUAUGGAGAAACAAAAAAUCUUCAUCUCUGGUUUGCCGUUUUCGUGCACUAAAGAGCAACUGGAGGAACUCUGCAAAAGUCACGGCACCAUCAAAGAAGUUCGUCUGGUCACGUAUCGCUCAGGAAAACCCAAGGGUCUGGCAUAUGUUGAGUUUGCAGAUGAGGCCCAGGCUUCUCACGCAGUUCUGAAAAUGGACGGGAUGGAUUUAGAGGGCAACAAAAUCUCUGUUGCUAUUAGUAACCCUCCUCGCAGGAACAUGAUGGAUAAAGCUGGUUCCAACAGAACGUCAGACAUGAUGCCUCGCCAGGUGUUUGGAUCGAGAGGCAGAGGACGCACCCAGCUCUCAUUACUUCCCCGCUCCCUGCAUCGACAAAGCGGGCCUGUGAGCAAAGUGAGGAAUGGGACUGCGGCUGAGCAGGCGCCAGCAACAGCAGCCAGCAGCGCGGCAGCCGGAGAGACGAAACCUUUGUCAAAUUCAGACUUUGCCAAGAUGCUUCUCAGCAAGUGAGAAGAUGAGCGAGAGAAUUAUGACUGCCUUCACACUGAAAGCCAUCUUGUGUCCUUACAAAUUAGUGUUGGUGAUUUUUCUGUAAUUGGUUACCCGGCUUCCCUUUAAUCUCUGUCUUGUUCUCAUCAUCCGUUCUGCGAGAUUUGCCUUAAUCGCCGAGCUCCUGCCCUCCAUCGGAAAUCCUUUUCUCAACCAAGACUUUUCGCCAGUGUGACAGAUCGUUUUCGUUUGGUUUGUUUGUUUGAAGGUGGCUGGCAGGCUAUUUUAUAUCAAAAGAAGUGUAUCAUAUUUGUGUGUAAAUAUACAGUAUCUAAAAUUGUA